This is a messenger RNA of Racocetra persica, 360 nucleotides long. Lineage: Eukaryota; Fungi; Glomeromycota; Glomeromycetes; Diversisporales; Gigasporaceae. The record is from the annotation of a GenBank genome assembly.
GUUACAGAAGGAGAUGGUGGAUUUGAUUUAUUACUUUCGUAUCAUGGAAAUCAGAUUUGCGUGCAGAUUAAAGAUAUAGAAAAACCUAUACUAUUAUCAAUGAUUAAGAAUUUUGAAGCUACGAUGAAUAAUUUUAAAGGCUCUUUAGGAAUUUUAGUCUAUAAUAGUAAGACUAUGAAGACAGAGAAUUUUUUAACAAAACAAGCUAAACUUUGGUUGGAAAAUACAUCUCAACAGAUAAUCGUUUGUAAUGAAGAAGAAGUUAUCAACGAAAUCAAGAAUUUUUUCAAAAAUGAUGAAGAACCAACAGAAUUACUAUUAACUGAUUUUAAAGCUGAAUCUUUUACUUUAAUGGGAAUU